This is a messenger RNA of Polyodon spathula (Mississippi paddlefish), 1934 nucleotides long. RefSeq names its product leiomodin 2 (cardiac) a (gene lmod2a). The record is from RefSeq and is a predicted model, not a curated record. Lineage: Eukaryota; Metazoa; Chordata; Actinopteri; Acipenseriformes; Polyodontidae. Gene Ontology annotation, biological process: myofibril assembly; pointed-end actin filament capping; muscle contraction. Gene Ontology annotation, molecular function: tropomyosin binding. Gene Ontology annotation, cellular component: myofibril; striated muscle thin filament.
AUGAGCAAUGUGUCAAUGAUCUCCUGUCAAGCAAAACCACUUCACUUGUUAGAUGAACUGUUGGCUUCAUUGACAUCCGAAGAAUUGAAGGAGCUGGAAAGGGAACUUGAGGAUAUUGAUCCGGACGGCAAUGUUCCCAUUGGACUAAGACAGAAAGACCAGACUGAGAAAACUCCAACUGGAACCUUCAGCAGAGAAGGUUUGUUAAAAUAUUGGGAAAGCAAGACCAAAAAACUUUUAGAAAAUGAAAGAACAGUGCCAGGAAAAAGCCAGAAAAUAAGUGAUGCUUCAGAGGAAGAAGCCUAUACAGAAGAUGAGGAAGAAGAAGACAAAGUUACUGAAGAGGAUGAUGAAGAGAGUCAUGUUACUGAAAACAAAGAUGAUGAACACAAACAAGGGGAUGUCAUUGACAGAAUGUUGCACAGCACAUCAAAAAGCAGCCAUGAUCAAAACAGACAAAACCAAUGUAAUGGAAAACUUGGUGGCGGUAAAAACUGUACACAAGAAACAAACGAAGAUCCUAGUCUUAAAGUAACUGCCAGCAGGCCGAGUGGUAAUCUGACUGUACUUGAUGACACCCUUGAAAAGAUAAUAAACAACGAUCUCAAUACACAUGAAAUAAAUCUUAAUAACAUUGAAAACAUAACCAAGGAGAUGCUCAUUCGUUUUGCCGAGGCCCUCAAGACUAACACCAUUGUUAAGCUUUUUAGCUUGGCCAACACUCAUGCUGAUGACUGUGUUGCAUUUGCAAUUGCAAAAAUGCUUACAGAGAACAAAAGCAUUGCCAGUCUUAAUAUUGAAUCCAAUUUUGUUACAGGGAAGGGCAUCCUCGCCAUAAUGAGGGUUCUCCGGGAUAAUACUGCAUUGAAAGAGCUACGGUUCCACAACCAAAGACACAUUUGUGGAGGCCAGACUGAAAUGGAAAUAGCUAAGCUUUUAAAAGAUAACACCACCCUAUUGAAACUGGGAUAUCAUUUUGACCUUCCAGGACCAAGAAUGAGCAUGACAAGCAUUUUGACACUGAAUCAAGAGAGGCAGAAACGCCUCCAGGAGCAGAAGCAGCAAGAAGUGGAAAGGAGAGAAGGAUCUGAGGGACCAGUCAAUCCAAGAACCAGUGUGUUGAAGAAGAUGCCAACCCGGAAAAUAGCAGAGGUUAUUAAACUUCAGGAGCAGUUCAAGGCAAAACAACAGACUGGCCAGCAGAAAUCUAAAGUCAGGAAGAGCAAAAAAACAGAGUGGAAAAACAAUAUCCUGAAGGAAUUGAAGUAUGCUCUAAAACCAAUUUCUGAGAAGAAAGCAGAUGACAGAUCCAGACCAUCCACACCCCAGAUAUCUCUUCAUGAUAAUCUGAUGGCAGCAAUCUGUAACAGUAGUAUGAAACAGCUGAAACAGGUUGAAGUUCCAGAAUGUCUUCGGUAACUGUGGAAGAGAACCAAACGAAAACAGAUGAUGUCUGAUUUGUACGUUGCAUUUUUUUUUUUUUUUUUUUUUUUUUUUUACGCAGGAUCAGUGUAGCAUAUUUAUGUUCUUUGAUUAAAAUUCACAUUCAACUCAGAUUAAAAGGUAACAAAAUGGUUAUACAUAGUUUACUAAAUAUGCAAUGUAAUAUAAUACCAAGCCAUUUGUAGCUUCUGUGUUGAUGCUUGCUUGAUAAAUGAUUAUUUUUUUUUUUUAAUUGAUUUGACUUAUCUGUAAAUAAAACUUUUUCUGUAGUAAAUAUAUUCAAGGCAAAAUAUGUAGAUUAAACUGGAAUUAAACAGAUUUCCUUUGUCAUGUACAAUAUGCCCCUUCCUAGGUUUACUUCUCCCAUAUUGUUACUGGAAUGCACAGUAUUCCUUUCUUGAAAUUAUUCAGCAACAGCACACCUAGCUAUCAGCUCUACAUUUUCAAGAAUGCAAUUAACACUUUAACAUAUAUAUCUACACACACACACA